This is a messenger RNA of Ictalurus furcatus (blue catfish), 3402 nucleotides long. RefSeq names its product purinergic receptor P2X, ligand-gated ion channel, 8 (gene p2rx8). Bases 899 to 2065 code for a protein of 388 amino acids. The record is from RefSeq and is a predicted model, not a curated record. Gene Ontology annotation, cellular component: nuclear inner membrane; plasma membrane. The transcript is spliced from 12 exons. NCBI's taxonomy places the organism in Eukaryota, Metazoa, Chordata, Actinopteri, Siluriformes, Ictaluridae. Gene Ontology annotation, molecular function: purinergic nucleotide receptor activity; extracellularly ATP-gated monoatomic cation channel activity. Gene Ontology annotation, biological process: response to ATP; monoatomic cation transmembrane transport.
CCAACGGUGGUUCUAAUUUGUUUAACACAUCUAGAUGUAACUAUGAGGAAAUGAAAGCUGAAAUUCUGAUCUAUCGUCUCAUAUUCAUCUUUUGCUCUCAAACCCAAAUGUCUUCAACAUAUAGCCAAAAAAUAAAAGGCCUUACUGUUCCAAUACUUUCAGAGGGAACUGUAGCUCCAAGUUCGGACUCCAAGUUCGGACACAUUUCCGAGUUAAGUCAAACACAGCAUUAGUCUUAGCGACAGGGAAUUCAGGGCUAAUCAGGGUUUCAUUCGACUUAUCUCAGAAGUGGAAAGUCUGAAGUCUGAGUAACAAGGUAGGGAAAAAAAACAUGGCCGCUUCCAUGUUUAUGUAUAUGGUGUAUAUUUUCCUCCUCAAAACAGCGAACUCUGUUGGUAAUGUUAUAGAUUUAACAAGCGAAUAUGUCUGGAUUUAUUGAUCUAAAGCGUAUACUUUAUUUAAAGUGAGGGUAAGAUGUGCUACUUUGUUAACUUCGGAUGCUGUGCACAGCCAUGUUGAUUUCACGCUACUUUCUGAACUCGGAGUUGAGGAGAACGUCCUCGAGUUCCCGAGUAAGAAUACCAAGUGCUUUGUGUUCUUUGGGAGGUGUUUUUUUUUUUUUUUUCCAGUCAGAGGUCAGAAAUUGUGAGUUAUGACCUUUAGUCUGAUGGAUCAUAAAAGCGUGAUCAGUGAGAUACAAUCCAAGCUCUGUCAUUCUUUUGGGGGCGUGGCCGUCAGCAGUUGAGGCGGGGCUACAACAUGUUGUUGAACUGAACCUGUAACUAGCUUUGCUGGUGCUUAAUAGUCAACUGCACCUUUAAUGCAGUUGAAUGGUGUCCUGUAGGUGCUCUGUUAAAAUAGAGGUUUUGGAUCUUCAUCAUCAGGGUGGGUGUUUGUGAUGAAGAAAGGCUAUCAAGAGAAGGAAGAAUCUCUGCAGAGUUCAGUCAUAACUAAAGUGAAAGGGGUCACGUUCACGAACACGACAGGCUCCGAACCCUGGCUUUGGGGUCCUGAAGAUUAUGUCAUCCCACAACAGGGUGAAGCUGUGCUCUUCAUAACCACAAAUUUUAUCACAACCCCAAACCAGAAAUUAGGAUACUGUGCUGAGAGUGUUAAGGUGCUUGACGGUCAAUGCCAUGGGAAUGAAGACUGCACAGAAGGAGACACUGUAAUAGCUGGCCAUGGAAUUAAGACAGGACGCUGCUUAAAGAAAGACCGGAACUCUACAGGUACCUGUGAAAUAUACGGCUGGUGCCCCAUUGAACGACGCAACCGACCAGAUGCGCCUUUGUUAGGAAAAGCUGAAAACUUCACCAUAUACAUAAAGAACUUCAUCAGAUUCCCCAAGUUUGACUUCUCAAAGUCAAAUGUUUUGGAGACGGCAGAUGGCACGUAUCUGAAGAACUGUUCGUAUGAUAAGCUCGCUCAUCCUUACUGCCCCAUAUUCCGGCUUGGUGAUGUAGUCCAGAGAACUGGACAUGAUUUUCAAGACCUGGCCCUGCUGGGAGGAGCAAUAGGAAUCCUAAUAGAGUGGCACUGUGACCUGGAUAAAGGCUACUCAGCGUGCCACCCGAGCUACAGUUUCACGCGACUGGAUGUGAAUGCUACAGCCAAUGCACUCUCAUCAGGGUAUAACUUCAGAUAUGCACGGUAUUUCAAAAAUGCUGACGGAGAGACCCACAGGACACUUUUUAAGGUGUAUGGGAUUCGCUUCGACAUAAUGGUUCAUGGCAAGGCUGGAAAGUUCAAUAUAAUUCCCACGAUCAUAAACAUAGGCUCGGGUCUUGCGUUAAUGGGUGCUGGGGCGUUUUUCUGUGACAUGGUCCUUCUCUACAUGAUGAAGAAAAGCACCCUUUACAGGAAGAGGAAAUUUGAAACAGAUAAUAAGUAUGGCACACAAACACCAACCCCAAAGAAUGGAAAUAACAACAGGAAGAGUACAGACAUGUCUGAGGUGGCUGUGAAACAGCCACCAGAGAUGGAGCAACUCACACACCCACCAUCUGAGCAACACAGACCAGAAACAACAGAUUUACCCAAAGGACAAAGGGACAAAGUCAUGUGACUCUACAUAAACUAUGGCCUUUUUUUUUUAAAAUGGACAACAGCCACAAAAACCUGACUCUAUCCCAUACAGAAUGCAUCCUUUCCACUGACCACCACUGCUACAUGGAACUACCUGUCCUUAAAGUGAAUUUAAGGACUUUUGUUGAUCACUAUGCAAAGUCAUUAGCCAUGCAAUAAUGUACUUACUUGAAGAUGGAAGCAAUAACACCUCAUAUGUAAUUGAAUAUUGACCUGUGGUGUUUAUUCCAGUUAUUAGAGAUGAUUUUAUCAUCACUGUUAUUUAUGACUCCUGCACUGAAACUUUGAAAUGCACUGUGAUGGAAUGUCUUUACCAAAUGUAUCACCAGAUUCAUAUGUGAAUAUUCAGUCUUUUUUUUACCUCACCUGCCAGUUCCCACCCACCAGCCCGGGUAACACAUGCUUCCUCGGAGACAUGUGAAGCUAGCCAACCACAUGUUUUUGAACUGCUGUUCAUUCUGCGCUACAGGGCGGCGUAACACACUCCGAGGAAUGCAUUGUCUGCCCUCUUCCAUGUAUGUGAGCUCACAGACACCCAUAAGUACAUAGUGUUGCUGUGAUUGAUAGUGGAGAGGGAGGAUAAGACCCCUCCCACCCAGAGAGAACGGCCAAUUUUGAUUCCUAGACUACCCAGCAAUGGAUGGCUGUGACAUUGUCAGAGGCAGUAGUGUUGUAUCGUCAAGGCAGUCUAAAUUUAUUCUCUUAUAGAUAUACACUAUCCAGGAGGAAUUAAUUAGGCAGGUAGAAUAGCAUCAUAGGCCCAAAAGCAUUACCCUGUACAAUGCUUUCAUUCUCCUUCCGCUUUUCCUGAUAGGGCUCGUCGUGGUAAUAGGCUGAGACGGUCAAUCCAGAUUUCUCUAUCCCCAGCCAUAGAUUCAAGCUCCUCCUGGGGAAUCCAACUGUGAGAUCUAACGUCUGUCCCGGAGCCCGAUACAGCUUAAGAGGCAGCCGACCAGAGGCCAUCCUUGGAAGGUGCUGAAACCACCUAAAUCAGCACCUCUCAUUUCAGAGGAGAGUGAGAACAGUUCACUCUGUUACAUUUCUGUAUUACGAAUUCUUUAUUAGAAUAUUUUGGGAUACUGGAUUUUUGAUUUCCCUGAGCUGUAAACCGUAAUCAUCAAGAUUAUAAUUUUUUUUUUUUUUUAAAGGCUUCAAAUAUUUCACUUUAUGUGUAAUGAAUCUAUAACAUAUGAAAGUUCCACUUUUUUAAUUAAAUUACGGGGGGGAAAAAAUCAACUUUUCCACGAUAUUCAAAUUUUUUUGAGAUGCACCUGUAGAGUAAACCCAGCAACGCCACCUACAGCUUGUGACCAAAGA